UCAAACAGAAUAGUUGUCAAAAAUCGCAAUGCAUAGUAAUAUUUCGAUUGUGUUAGUGUUGCUUCUUGGCUGCUUUAUGCAGACAACUUACUCAGAGGAUCCUACAACUAAUAAGCCCACAACAAUUGCGCCGGAGUUUUCCUGCACUACGCACAAUGGAUUAGCUACCGAUCUAGAAGCUAUCGCUGGCUCUUGGUAUGAGGCUGCGCGUGCAUACGAUGAGGACGAUGUCCAGUGUCUGAAGUACUCCAUUGAAGCUACUCCCGAUGGUGAUAAUAGGAUUAACAUCAAAUUGGAGUAUGUGAGCACCGCCGAUGGGAAGUGGGAGCCUGAAAUAGAUUCAGCUCUCCUUCCCUGGGACGAUAACGCCAAGAAUGGAAUUUUUAGCUGGACCAAUGACGAGACAUCUGAGACGUCUGUCACCUUCAAAAUGGUUUCCAUGGAUAACUCCUCUUAUGCAUUUCUUUGCGGCUACAAGGGAAUCGGUUCUCAACCGCUUUUUAAGGUGCUAACACGUGAGCGAGCGCUAAGUAGUGACCAAAAGACUCUCAUUGAAGAAAAAUUUAAUGAUCUUUGUCAAAAUGAGGCAUUGGUCUGGGUGGAACAGUCAGAGCAAAAAUGCAACUCGGCAAUGCGCUCUAUAGGUCAAACACUUUUAGUUUUGCUUUCAACUUUACUUAUUUUUCAAUAGUUCAACUCGACUAAAUCCAUAAAAUAUCAGAUUAACUCCAUAAUGUUUUUUUAACAAUUGCACAAAAUAUUUAAAGCUCUACAUUUAAAAAAUCAUAUGACACAUGCGAUAACAUAUCUUCUUCUUAAAAAAUGUACAGAUAGAAUGUAAUGAUAACACUCAAAAUAUUGCAGAACUUAAACUCGAUUGAAGCUGUUAAGCAGUAUAGAACAAUACAAAAGUAUAACUCCAAUUAAAUUUAUUUAGUUUCGUUAUUACUUUCCUCAAAAUGUGUUAAGAUCCGGCUCAAGAACAUGUAUUCGCUAUGGGGUUGGAAAUGUCUACUCUUAUAUGUUGAUACAAAUAACAUAUAUUAAAAAUUGAUGUGAAAAUAUACUGUCAUAUUCAGCCAGCGGCAUUAUUUUUCACAUAUGUUAUGUAUAAUUGAAAAAUUGUAAUUUAGAAUUUACCCAUAUCCUGACUGUAAAUUCAAAUCGAAAUCAAGU
Molecule: messenger RNA, 1176 nt
Organism: Drosophila albomicans
Lineage: Eukaryota; Metazoa; Arthropoda; Insecta; Diptera; Drosophilidae
Exons: 2
Coding region: 29-691 (220 amino acids)
Source: RefSeq, a predicted model, not a curated record